AUGUUCGGGCUGCUCGGCCUCUGGAGAACCUUCCACAGCGUGGUCUUCUACCUCACGCUGAUCGUGGGCCUUGGGGGACUGGUAGGUAACGGGCUGGUGCUCUGGAACCUCGGCUUCCACAUCAGGAAGGGCCCCUUCUCCGUCUACCUGCUGCACCUGGCUGCCGCCGACUUCCUGUUCCUCUCCUGCCACGUGGGCUUCUCUGUGGCAGAGGCUGUCCUGGGUGCCCAGGACACACUCUACUCCGUGCUCACCUUCCUGUGGUUCGCGGUGGGGCUCUCGCUGCUGGCGGCCUUCAGCGUGGAGCGCUGCCUCUCCGACCUCUUCCCCACCUGCUACCAGGGCUGCCGGCCCAGACACACCUCGGCCAUCCUCUGCGCCCUGGUGUGGGCCCUGACUCUGCCAGCCGUGCUGUUGCCCGCCAACGCCUGCGGCCUGCUGCGCAACAGCAUGCGCCUCCUGGUCUGCCUGAGCUACCAUGUGGCCAGCGUCAUCUGGCUCCUGGUGCUGGUCUGCGUGGCCUGCACGGCUGGCAUGGUCCUCUUUGUCUGGGUGACCUGCUGCUCCACGCGCCCGCGGCCCAGGUUCUACGGCAUCGUCCUGGGCGCGCUGUUCCUGCUCUUCUUCUGUGGCCUGCCCUUGGUCCUCUACUGGAGCCUGCAGCCCCUGCUGAACUUCCUGCCGUUCAUGUUUUCCCCGCUGGCCACACUGCUGGCCUGUGUCAACAGCAGCUCCAAGCCCCUCAUCUACUUGGCGUCGGGCCGGCAGCCCGGGAAGCGGGAGCCACUGCGGCUGGUGCUGCGGAGGGCCCUGGGGGAGGGUGCUGAGCAGGGUGCCAGGGGACAGUCCCUGCCCAUGGGCCUCCUAUAG
Messenger RNA from Piliocolobus tephrosceles (Ugandan red Colobus), 870 nucleotides. It is a transcript of the gene MRGPRG, whose product is annotated as MAS related GPR family member G. Gene Ontology annotation, molecular function: G protein-coupled receptor activity. NCBI's taxonomy places the organism in Eukaryota, Metazoa, Chordata, Mammalia, Primates, Cercopithecidae. Gene Ontology annotation, cellular component: plasma membrane. The coding region runs from base 1 to 870 and encodes 289 amino acids. Gene Ontology annotation, biological process: G protein-coupled receptor signaling pathway. The transcript has a single exon. The record is from RefSeq and is a predicted model, not a curated record.